Scatophagus argus is the source of this 2713-nucleotide messenger RNA. RefSeq names its product endoplasmic reticulum oxidoreductase 1 alpha (gene ero1a). The coding region runs from base 217 to 1590 and encodes 457 amino acids. Gene Ontology annotation, cellular component: endoplasmic reticulum; endoplasmic reticulum membrane. The record is from RefSeq and is a predicted model, not a curated record. Gene Ontology annotation, biological process: protein folding in endoplasmic reticulum. The transcript is spliced from 15 exons. Lineage: Eukaryota; Metazoa; Chordata; Actinopteri; Scatophagidae. Gene Ontology annotation, molecular function: FAD binding; protein-disulfide reductase activity; thiol oxidase activity.
GACUCGUCACGUCUCGCACGUAGCGGAUUGGAAACGACAGGAAGCUUUCAAAUAUCAGGAAGCAAAAUCUGACGUUCGAUCGCCGCCUCCACACAACCGCUCCUGUUACCGACGGAUCCGGACGGACAGACGGACAGACAGACAGGCGUCAGACAGACAGGCUCCGCUAAGUUCUCGUUUCCAAACGGAGGUCCGUGGAAGGCAGAGGGGGUCGUCAUGAAGCCGCUGGUCCUCCUCCUCCUGCUCCUCCAGGUGUCCGGUCCAGCAGACAGCAGGUGCUUCUGUCAGGUCACGGGGGGAAUAGACGACUGUGCGUGUGACGUGGAGACCAUCGACGGCUUUAACAACCAGCAGCUUUUCCCCAAACUUCAAACUCUCCUGAAGUCCGACUAUUUCAGGUUCUACAAGGUGAACCUGGACAAGCCGUGUCCGUUCUGGAAGGCCAGCAGUCACUGCGGUCUGAGGGACUGCGCCGUGAAGCCCUGCUCACCUCACGAGGUGCCAGAGGGGAUCCGAUCACCCCCACACGACAAGUAUUCAGCAGAGGCAAACCAGCAGCUGGACGACUGUGAGCAGAUGAAGCAUCUCGGAGCUGUCGACGUCUCUUUGAGCAACGAGACCAAAGAGGCCCUGCUCAGCUGGAGCAAACACGACGACGAGGCCGAGCGCUUCUGCGUGGUCGACGACGAGGAGUCACCAGACUCCCAGUACGUCGACCUGCUGCUGAACCCGGAGCGCUUCACCGGCUACAGAGGACCAGAGGCCUGGCAGAUCUGGAACAGCAUCUAUGAGGAGAACUGCUUCAAACCGUAUGCCAUCAGACGUCCCCUUCUUCCCAACUCAGUCCACAGCAGCUCAGGAAGUGAAGCAAAGAUCUUCUACAGCUGGCUGGAAGGUCAGUGUGUGGAGAAGAGGGCUUUCUACCGCCUCAUCUCUGGCCUCCAUUCCAGCAUCAACAUACACCUGAGUGCCAGAUACCUGCUGGAUGACAGCUGGUUUCAGAAGAAGUGGGGUCACAACGUGUCGGAGUUCAGACAGCGUUUUGAUUCGGAGCUGACGGCCGGCGAGGGGCCCAAGAGGCUCCGCAACCUCUACUUCCUGUACCUGAUAGAGCUGCGAGCGCUGGCCAAAGCUCUGCCGUUCUUCCAGCAGCCGUCCUUCCGGCUGUACACCGGCAGACCGCAGGAGGACCAGGAGACCAAAGAGCUGCUGCUGCACAUCCUGCAGCUGGCCAGAUCUUUCCCGCUGCACUUUGAUGAGACGUCGCUGUUUGCUGGGGAUGAAAAGGAAGCAGCCAAACUGAAGGAGGACAUCCGACUGUCCUUCCUCAACAUCUCCAGGAUCAUGGACUGUGUGGGCUGCUUCAAGUGUCGACUGUGGGGGAAACUGCAGACUCAGGGAUUGGGAACAUCACUGAAGAUUUUGUUUUCAGAGCGACAGAUUGAAGCCCUGCCCACGUCGAGCGUGGAGCGACCCAGUUUCCAGCUCAGCCGGCAGGAGAUCGUCUCCCUGCUCAACGCCUUUGGAAGGAUCUCCACCAGCAUCAGAGAGCUGGAGAACUUCAGGUCGCUGCUAGCAGAAGAGCGGUGACGGCGAUGAGAAGACGUCCGUCGUCUCUUGGUCCUGCUGAAGUGACCAGCAUCAGGACAUGAGGAAAGAUCAGCUCUUAUCAGCUGGAUGGAGACUCUGAGUUUGUGGCUGCAGCCUCUUCCAUGUGCCUGUUUCUAUUAGCGUGUCUCAAAGUAUUUUGUUGUAAUAUUAUUGAGCAAAGAAAAAUUCAAACUUGCUUCUUCAUGUGAAAAAAUUAAAUCAUUUCAGAUCAUUUUAAUCCGUGAACUGACUGACUGACUGUAGGUCUGCUUUACCUGUUCACACCUGUUACAGGACAGUGGCCAGCUGUGCAGUGGUGUUUCUGUCCUGAGGAUGGCGCUGUUUGUAAAGCAAACUCGUUUUUACUGUUAAAUGCAAAAUCAGAUUGCUUUGGAAAGUCUUCAUUUCACGUAAACAAGAAGCAGAUACGGUGUGUCAACGGGAGGAAUUGUAUGUUCAAUGUUUUAUUUCAUUUUCAGAUUUUCUCUAUGAAUAUCAAAUGUUUUCAUAAGACCCUGAUCUAUUCUUUACUCUGUGUGUGUGUGUGUGUGUGGGGGGGGGGUUAGAUUAAUGGUGCAUUCAAGUACAACUCGAGAACUAAAACUUACAUGUUAAGAUUUUUGACUAUUUUCAAAACCUUUAUUUAAUUUGAAUGGGUCUGACCCCAACAUUCAUAGCAGGGUUUUUGAGCCCAUGUUGGCCAGCCUGAGGUCCUCGGGUGGGGACCUUCUGGUCGUUCCAAAGUUGAGGUUAAAGACUGAUCUGUCACUGGUCAGUGAUUUCUUUUAAAUCACUUCUUAAAGCCCAUUUUUAUAGACUGGCUGAUAUGUGAUGUUGUCUUUUUACCAUCCUUUUAUCUUAUCUGCUUUAAAUUCUCAAUUUACUGCCUUUAUUGUCAAUUUUCUAUAUUUUUUUACUGUCCUUUUACUGCCUGUUUUUGUGUUUGAUUUGUGGCUUCUGAUUUUAACUGAUUGUUAAGCACUUUGGGAACUUCUUUUUAAAAAGCGUUACAUAAAUAAAGUUAUUAUCAGAUGCAAGUACAUUUUUUUUUAAUUCUUUGGUGACUGUGUUUUUUUGUUGAUAACUGGCUAAUUUUCAGAAGUAAUAAAUGUCACUUGAAAUA